GGAGAGAACCUGGAAAACACGAUGGCAGCCUUUCACCAUGCGGUUAAUAUAGGAACAGACAUGUUGGAGCUAGAUUGUCACCUGACAAAAGAUGAGCAGGUGGUUGUGUCCCAUGAUGAGAACCUGAAGAGAUCAACAGGAGUUGAUGUCAACAUAUCCGACCUCAAAUACUCUGAACUCCCACCGUAUCUCUGCAAGCUGGAUGUCACAUUUCAGAAAGAAUGUCACUGUGAGGGAAAAGACAACCGUAUUCCGCUCCUGAAAGAGGUGUUUGAGGCAUUUCCACAAACUCCUGUCAACAUUGACAUCAAAAUGAACAACAAUGUGUUGAUCAAAAAGGUUUCCGAGCUGGUGAGUCAGUAUAAGCGAGAGCAUUUGACGGUAUGGGGGAACGCCAAUUAUGAGGUGGUAUCAAAGUGUCUUAAGGAGAAUGCUGACAUUCCCAUCAUCUUCUGUUUGCAACGUGUCCUCCUGCUUCUUGGCCUGUUCUACACUGGUCUGCUGCCAUUCAUUCCUUUCAAGGAAGAAUUCUUAGAAAUUCCCAUGCCUUCCAUCAUCCUCAAGCUGAAAGAACCACAGAAGAUGACAAGAAGCCAGAAAUUUGUCAUCUGGCUAGCUGACACAUUGCUGAUGCGGAAAGCACUUUUUGACCACCUCACUGCUCGGGGCAUUCAGGUGUAUAUUUGGGUACUGAAUGAAGAGCAAGAGUACAAGAGGGCAUUUGAUCUGGGAGCAACUGGAGUGAUGACAGACUAUCCAACAAAACUUAAGGAGUUUUUACACAAUUAUCCAGCAUAAAGGAAGAAAACCAAGGAAGUUCUUGCAGAAUAGAUUGUGAGCCAAGGAUUUUCUUCAUUUAAAAACAAAAAUUGAGCAGCAUACGCAGAUCAUUUUGUUUGAAAGGUGUAAUUGAAUGAUCUAUUACCUUCUUGUUGAGUUGCUACCUAAUGUAAAGGUUGUCUAUUUAUUUUAAAACUUUAAUUACAUAGUUUACAUUUGUAAAUAGCUGAUUUAGAAACGAUGCACCUCACAAAUAGCAAUGACUAGGAAGAAGGUUGCUGGAUACGGUAGCUGUAGAUAAUAAGUGUUAUUUUACCUGUCACAAGUGUUCCUAAGCAGAUGUCAGGACAUGUCAGUUAUUCCAGUUAUAUUCUAGUGGGCAGAAACUAAAGAGUUUCUGGAAGUGUACCCUGUGCGUAUGCAUUUCUUGUGUUGCUUUUAGUUUUCAGGUAACUUGUAGGGCAAAAAAGAAAACAA
Molecule: messenger RNA, 1257 nt
Organism: Leptosomus discolor (cuckoo roller)
Lineage: Eukaryota; Metazoa; Chordata; Aves; Leptosomiformes; Leptosomidae
Source: RefSeq, a predicted model, not a curated record